Messenger RNA from Fusarium redolens, 1467 nucleotides. RefSeq names its product Endonuclease/exonuclease/phosphatase. The record is from RefSeq and is a predicted model, not a curated record. NCBI's taxonomy places the organism in Eukaryota, Fungi, Ascomycota, Sordariomycetes, Hypocreales, Nectriaceae. Gene Ontology annotation, molecular function: phosphatidylinositol-4,5-bisphosphate 5-phosphatase activity. Gene Ontology annotation, biological process: phosphatidylinositol dephosphorylation. The coding region runs from base 1 to 1467 and encodes 488 amino acids. The transcript has 3 exons.
AUGACCCCCCCUUCUAUUGACCUCUUAUACCUCACGUUCAACUGUGCCAAGAGUCUUCUCGAUGUUCCCGUCUUCGGCAGCCAUUUGCAAACCGCCUUUCGUAAAAACGCAACUGGUUUACCAGAGGUUGUUGUUCUCUCGCUACAGGAGGUUGCACCCUUGGCAUACUCCUUCAUUGGUGGUUACUUCUUGAACCCAUACCUCUCACGAUACGAACAAGCUGUCAAUAUCGCCGCUCAACAUAUCAUUGAUGAUUUACCGAGUCGAAAUAGCGAGGCUGUCGACGCCACGCCCACCACCCUCCCCUCGAAGCCAUACACACUUGUGCGAGGCAAGAAUGUUGGCUAUACCGCCAUUUUGCUCUUCGCGCGCGAGCCUUCGAGGCUAAAGAAUAUUCAAGAGGCGGAAGUCGGGUUUGGGGCCGCUGAGAUAGGUAACAAGGGCGCCGUCGGUCUACGCAUGCUUUAUGAAGCUGAUGGUGGCUCGUCUGAGCUGACUUUUGUCGCAACACAUCUGGCGGCUAUGGAAUGGAACUUGCCCCGGCGUAAUGCCAACUGGGCUGCUAUCAUGCGUGGUAUGGCUUUUGAAAACCCAGAAGUGGUUGUGAAUAGCUACAAGACCUCUGUCACUCCAUCUCCAGCCUCAACACCACCUGCAGAAGACGAGCCCGAGCGUGCGCGCCUCCUCGAUAAUGAGCACAACGAGCAACACUCACAACUUCAACAACAGUUGCACAACAUCUCCGUUUUCAGGCCCUCGUCAUUCCUCUUUGUUGCUGGCGACCUAAAUUAUAGAAUAUCCACCACGUCCCCGCCCCCUUCCGCUGCAUUUCCCAGUCUAGAUCCGGAGUCGGAAAACUACUAUCCAGAAUUUUUCCGCCUCGAUCAGCUUACACGUGAGCGUAACGCUGGCCGCACUUUACAUGGGUUAUCAGAACACGAGGUGCGCUUCCCACCGACUUACAAGUACGAUGUGUUACCACCACGACCUGGCACGCGAGAGCCCGAGCUUGACGUGCCCUGGAAAUUUGCGGUUCAUCGCUAUCCAGGUUGGACAGACCGAGUCCUAUUUCUUGACGUACCUUCAUGGCUCAAAAAGGGGAGUAGCCAGGACCCCAAGUUCAACGUUCGUGCUUAUGACUGUCUUCCUGUACUGCGUAUGAGCGACCAUCGUCCGGUGUUCCUACGUAUCGACGUGCCCCUCAUUUCACCGAGCGAUAUGGCCCCGCCGUCAGACCUGGACCUUGAUAUGAGCAAGGACCCUCGGGCCCGACUCCCUAUGGAAAUUGACCCAGAGGCCUGGGAGCGCCGGGCCGCCGCACGCCGUAAGGAGGUCAUGGCAGGCUGGAGCAUGUACCUCUGGAGUACUAAGCAGGGUGCCUGUAUCCUAGCCACAGUACUCGCUUUUGGUGCAGAUAAUACAUGGCAGCAGGCAAAGCACUCAAACAUCAUGUAUACAGAGACUUAG